This is a messenger RNA of Polistes canadensis, 1709 nucleotides long. Its product is annotated as myosin heavy chain, muscle-like. Lineage: Eukaryota; Metazoa; Arthropoda; Insecta; Hymenoptera; Vespidae. Gene Ontology annotation, molecular function: actin filament binding; microfilament motor activity; ATP binding. Gene Ontology annotation, biological process: vesicle transport along actin filament; actin filament organization. Gene Ontology annotation, cellular component: myosin complex; cytoplasm; vesicle. The record is from RefSeq and is a predicted model, not a curated record.
GGGCCGCCCAGAUCGUGCCGCCAGAAGUAGUCCGUCCGUCGCCGAAUUCAGCGAGGAACGAAGAGAACGAAGACAAAAUUAUCUAUCGAGCAGGCCUCCCUCUCCCUCUUAUCGAAUAGUGGGGAAAGGAACGACGAGUAGUAGUGCGAAAAGAGAAAAGAAAAUCAAAAAUACAACAACAACAGAACGAGGAAGAAUAUAUUUAACCUGAAUUUUCUCUCGAGUCUCUUGAAUUAAUCAAACGAAAAGAAGUACCAGCAAACUUUUCAAUUCAACAUGCCGAAACCAAAGCCACAGGAGGGAGAAGAUCCCGAUCCAACUCCCUAUCUCUUUGUUUCUCUCGAACAAAAGAGAAUCGAUCAAACCAAACCUUACGAUGCUAAAAAGGCUUGCUGGGUACCAGACGAUAAAGAAGGUUAUCUUCUUGGUGAAAUCAAAGCUACCAAGGGGGAUAUUGUUUCCGUUUCAUUACCAGGCGGCGAGACCAGGGACUUCAAGAAGGAUCAACUUCAACAAGUGAACCCGCCGAAAUACGAAAAAGCCGAGGACAUGUCUAAUCUGACCUACCUCAAUGAUGCUUCAGUACUGCACAACUUGAAGCAACGUUACUACGCCCAACUUAUCUACACAUAUUCUGGACUUUUCUGCGUUGCCAUUAAUCCUUACAAAAGAUUCCCCGUUUAUACCCAAAGAUGCGCGAAAUUGUAUCGCGGUAAAAGACGUAAUGAAGUACCACCCCAUAUCUUUGCCAUUUCUGACGGUGCUUAUGUCAACAUGUUAACCAACAGUGAAAAUCAGUCUAUGUUGAUUACCGGUGAAUCUGGUGCUGGUAAGACUGAAAACACGAAAAAAGUCAUUGCUUAUUUUGCUACCGUCGGUGCAUCGACAAAGAAAACUGAAGAUACAACUCAGAAGAAGGGUUCUCUUGAGGAUCAAGUCGUACAAACUAAUCCCGUAUUGGAAGCCUUUGGUAACGCUAAGACCGUCCGUAACGAUAACUCCUCGCGUUUCAUCUAUUGGAAAAGGCUCGUGUCAUCUCUCAACAAAGUUUGGAACGUUCCUAUCACAUCUUCUAUCAAAUGAUGUCCGGAUCUGUUAAAGGGUUAAAGGAAAAAUGUCUGUUAUCCAACGACAUACAUGAUUAUCACAACGUCGCACAAGGAAAAGUUACGAUCCCCAACGUUGAUGACGGAGAGGAAUGUCAGCUUACCGACGAAGGUGACAGGGUCGCUAAACUUCUUGGUUGCGACUGUGCCGACCUUUACAAGAACUUGUUGAAACCAAGGAUCAAGGUCGGUAACGAGUUUGUAACCCAAGGUCGUAACAAAGAUCAAGUAGCCUACUCCGUAGGCGCUAUGUCGAAAGCUAUGUUCGACAGAUUGUUCAAAUGGUUGGUUAAAAAAUGUAACGAGACCCUGGAUACUCAGCAAAAGAGACAACACUUUAUUGGUGUACUAGAUAUUGCUGGUUUUGAGAUUUUCGACUACAACGGUUUCGAACAACUCUGCAUCAACUUUACCAACGAGAAAUUGCAACAAUUCUUCAAUCAUCACAUGUUCGUACUAGAACAAGAGGAAUACAAGAAGGAAGGCAUCGAGUGGGCUUUUAUUGAUUUUGGAAUGGACUUGCUAGCUUGUAUCGAGCUUAUUGAAAAGGUAUUCAAUCAAAUCAAAUAAUUAAUAAGUCAAACAAAUGGGAAACAAAAAACU